This is a messenger RNA of Coffea arabica (coffee), 2915 nucleotides long. Lineage: Eukaryota; Viridiplantae; Streptophyta; Magnoliopsida; Gentianales; Rubiaceae. The record is from RefSeq and is a predicted model, not a curated record.
CUAAGAUAUAAGGCAGACAUGGACAGCCAGCCACUUGUGUCACAGUCCAUUUACUAAGUCAAUCCAUCUUCUUUUCAUAUACUCGCAUUCAAAUUCUCUACCUUCCUUCUGAGUUUAUUUCUUUCCGACCACAAUAAUGUAAUAAACCAGUUAUCUUCUGAUCUCUCUGACUCAAUAUCUUCCAUUAGUUCAUGAUUCCAGGUGCACCAAAGCUCUAGUGGCAUGUAUAGUUCCGUAGAAUUCUUUAACUUAUGCAUAUUCUUUUUCAUCCUUCUGGUAGAAAAGUCCUCUGCUGCUCAUUACCAGUAUGAAGCAUGUGUUCCAAAAGCUUGUGGAAAUCUCAGCAUAAAGUUUCCAUUCCACAUUCGAGGUCUGCAAGAAUCCUAUUGUGGCCACCCUGGAUUUGAACUCACUUGCAGCAACUCUCCAGCGAUUCAUUUAACCGAAGAUGUCUAUGUGAUUGAUAACAUUCAGUAUGAGAAUCGAACUUUUCGGGUACACAACGAGGCAGUUUCAAAUGUCGGAGGUUGUCUACCACAGAUUAGAAAUAUAUCAGAAGACUCUCAGCUCGGUAUAGUUGAUACUUCAAGACUUCAUUUGCUAUCAAACUGCAAUAGCAAACUGCCUGAGGUACUUUCCAGCUACAAAGUUGAUUAUUGUGAUCCUUUUAAUAGAGAGGAUUUGGGUCUGGUAAUGUUAGGAGAGGAUAAAAACUUGAACAUUGCACUCCAAGAAUGUAACACAAAUGUCUUGGCACCUGUGGAAGUUGAUAAAAAUGGAGGAAACGGGAUUGUAGACUAUGAAGGGCUGUUGAGAAAGGGAUUUCUGUUGAACUGGAAAGUAGCUGACUGCAGCGAAUGUGAGCGAAGUGGUGGUCGUUGUGGCUUCAAUGAAACCGAUGAUCGCAUGCGGUGUUUUUGCCCUGAUAGUCCUCAUUUGGGGAAUUGUAAACCUCCAGAUCAAUGGGUUGAAGCUUUAGCCAUAGGCAACUCUGCGAUCACGCUCCACGACCACAACCUUGAACAUCUUUUGCGUGAUCGAAGUUGCGAAUUUUUCGACCAUGGUGUUAUGCCUCUUCCAAACUUUUCUUCCAUUUCAUAUUCGAUUGUGCCAAAUAUCACGCUCUACGGAUGCACUAAAAACCCCGAAACAAGCCAUAACCCAGCUGAUUAUUUCACCGGAUACAAACACUAUGACGAAUGUGUUGAGCCUGAUAAUGGCUUCACCAUUUACUAUCAAACUCCACAACAUCAUGCUCCAACAUUAUACCCUAAUAAAACCAUUCCGUCAUUCUGUACCAAUGUCACUCUUCCAAUGGUUUCCAGCGACAACUACUCGGAGAUCACCGACUUUUUUCAUUUAUUCACGGCUGAGUUCGAUCUUGAGUGGCAUCUGUCUGAAGAUUGCUAUACUUGUGGCGAUGAAGGACGCGAGUGUCUGGUUGACUGGAGGCUGCCCUGGGAUCCGCGUUGUGGCUAUUCUGGAAAAGGAACAAAGAAACAUUUGGUCAUUGUAGUGGCAACAGCUGCUUCUGCUGGUGGUCUUGGGAUUUUAGUAAUUCUUGCCUACUUCUUCCAAAGGAAGCAUUCAUUUCUGCGCAUUUGGAGUAAAAGGGAGAAGUUCCAAAAUGUUGAAGACUUUCUCAAGGACUAUGGAUCACUGGCACCCAAAAGGUACCACUACUCUGAGGUAAAGAAGAUGACUGACUCCUUCAAGAUCAAGCUAGGCCAAGGCGGCUAUGGGUGUGUGUACAAAGGAAAGUUGGAAGAUGGAAGUCCUGUGGCAGUAAAAGUUUUGAAGGAAUUGAAAGGAAGUGGAGAAGAAUUUGUUAACGAGGUUGCAAGUAUUAGCAGGACUUCCCACAUCAACGUUGUAACUCUAUUGGGCUUCUGUUUUCAGGGUCGCAAAAGAGCUCUCGUAUAUGAAUUCAUGCCUAAUGGAUCCCUUGAGAAAUUCAUUUAUGGUGGAAAAUCCUUGACAAACCGUCAACUGGGAUGGCAAAUUCUGUACAAAAUUGCAGUAGGCAUAGCUCGAGGACUGGAGUAUUUGCAUCGUGGUUGCAAUACCAGAAUACUCCAUUUUGACAUAAAGCCUCACAACAUCCUCCUAGAUGAAAACUUCUGUCCCAAAAUCUCUGAUUUUGGCCUUGCUAAACUCUGCCUUCAAAACGAGAGCAUCGUCUCAAUACUGGGCGCACGAGGGACAGUUGGAUAUAUUGCUCCUGAAGUUUUUUGCAAAAACAUUGGAGGGGUAUCUCAUAAGUCAGAUGUCUAUAGCUACGGGAUGAUGGUUUUCGAGAUGGUUGGUGGGAGAAAGAACAUUGAUGUUGGAGUAGUAGAUCAUAGCAGUGAAAUAUACUUUCCUCAUUGGAUUUAUGCAAGACUAGAUCGAGGUGAACAAGACCUCGGACUGCAUGGAAUUUCCAAUGAAGAGGAGAACGAACUUGCGAGGAAAAUGAUAAUUGUAAGCUUGUGGUGCAUACAAACUGAUCCUGUCAACAGGCCAUCAAUGACUAAGGUUGUGGAGAUGUUAGAAGGGAACCUCCAGGCCUUGGAAACCCCUCCCAAACCUUUCUUGUCUUCUCCAGCAAGAGCAUCAGAUGAUUCUUCAACAAUAUACACGUCUGGAACAGUCUCAUAAUUUUUUGUAAUAUUAGCUUUUUCACCAAAAGAUGUAGUGGACUCGUGUUUCUGCUAAAAUUCCUCAGCGUAAUUUUCAAUCCGAAAGCAGGAGCUCCCGCUUCACGCCUCUAACGGCGAGUAAACGAAGACGCUAAGCUUCUAUAGAUGUAAAAGCCACGUUUUUAUGAUUUACUUGUUUCAGACUUCUAGAGGUGCCUGAAAACUUGAUUCUUGAUUUUACAAGUUUGCGCCUUCUCUAUUUGGUUAAAAAAACUUGAUGGUUCUUUUUCCUUA